Messenger RNA from Hibiscus syriacus, 2873 nucleotides. RefSeq names its product protein IQ-DOMAIN 31-like. The record is from RefSeq and is a predicted model, not a curated record. NCBI's taxonomy places the organism in Eukaryota, Viridiplantae, Streptophyta, Magnoliopsida, Malvales, Malvaceae. The transcript is spliced from 10 exons. Gene Ontology annotation, molecular function: protein binding. The coding region runs from base 231 to 2627 and encodes 798 amino acids.
AAAUGAAAAAUCUUCUAGUUUUGCUUAUAAGCUUACUUUCUGUUAUGCGCUAGCUUUAUCAUUGUCAAAUUUGAUUUACAUUUUCUCUAUUGUGUUUUUUUAUUUGACUUUGAAGAAAGAAAAGGAAAAAAAAUGAUGUUUCGGUGUUUUUGAAAAUCAGGAACUGUAGAUUUGAACUUCGAAAGCAUUGAAUUUGCGAGGUAUUUGCAAUUUCUUGUGCUCUUUGCGUUAUGGGAAAAUCACCAGGGAAAUGGAUUAAGACGGUGUUUUUUGGAAAGAAAUCUUCCAGAACUAGUUAUCAUAAACGAAGAGAGAAUGCCACUGCUGCCAAUGCAAAGGAGGUAUUGGUUGCGGUAAGGGCAUCAGAAACUGAUGUUUCCGUGGCUCCUUCCUUUUCUUCACAGCAUCCAUAUGCUAAUGAGAGGGAUGAAAGGGAAUUAGAAGUGGAACGCAAUGAGGCUGCAAAUAUCUCUAAUGAUGACGGGAUAUCACUGUUAGUGAUUCAAGGCAUAAAUUCUCCAAGUUCCACUCUCCAAGAUUCACAAUAUGAUCCAGAAAGGGUUAAGGAAGAACAAGCAGCAACCAUUGUUCAGGCUGCUUUUAGGGGUUACCUGGCACGCCGAGCGUUCGGGGCCCUCAAAGGCAUUAUAAGGCUGCAGGCACUUUUUCGUGGUCACUUGGUUAGAAGGCAAGCUAUUACUACUUUGUGCUGUAUGAUGGGAAUUGUCAAGCUACAAGCUCAUGUUCGUGGAGUAAUGGCCAGGCAUUCUGAUGGUGGCCUUGAAGUGCAGAAGAAACUCAAUCAAAUGAGCCUUCAGGAGAGCAAUCCUGUGGUUUCUCUUGGAGUGAAUAUGUCUGCACGCAUUGGAAAGUUGUCAGCAAAUGCUUUUGUUCGUAAGAUUGUUGCUUUAUCACUUCCUAUAAUGCCUCUGCUCCUUCAUGUUGAUGCUGGGGAACCUAAUUCAGUCUGGAACUGGUUAGAGCGCUGGUCAGCAUCCUGCUUCUGGAAACCAGUUCCUCAACCGAGAAAAGCCUCCAGCUCUAAGUUGCAGAGGAAACAGACUAAUGGUCAUGUUGACAUUGAUACAGGUCGACCAAAACUGAGUGUUCGCAGGAUUCGUUCUGCAAAUCUGGUUGGUACCUCUGUUCAAGCAACCUCUGAAUUUGACAAGCCCAAGCGUAACCUGAGGAAAGUUUCCAGCAAUCCCACUGAGUCGUCAGUGCAGGAAAACCCACAAAAUGAGUUUGAAAAGGUUAAACGCGACCUGAGAAAGGUUCAUAAUCCUGUAGUAGAAAAUUCAGUGCAGCCAGAGGUUGAAUUUGAAAAGCCAAAGCCAAGUUCAGAGAAGGUCUCAAGCACUACUAACAUAGAUAUUGUGGAACACAGCCUCAAUAGUUUGGCUGAGAAGACAAACAAAGAGAUGGCCUUGACGGUGAAUAGUCCAUCUGAGAAGAUGAAGAAUGAUAUGUCCGUGACAGUAACUAGCUCAACUGAGGAGAUGAGAGAGACAACUUCAAGAAAUAGCUCAGCUGAGAAGAUGAACAAAGAGAUGGCCUUGAAAAUAAAUAAUUCGGCUGAAAAUAUGAAAAAAGAGACGGCCACGCCAGUAAAUAGCUCAGCUGAGAAGAUGAAGAAAGAGACGGCCUUGACAGUAAAUAGCUCAGUUGAGAAGGUGAAGAAAGAGACGGCCUUGACAGUAAAUAGCUCAGUUGAGAAGGUGAAGAAAGUGGCAGCCUUGACAAUAAAUAAAGCACCUGAGAAGAUGAAGAAAGAGAUGGCCAUGACAGUAAACAGCUCAACAGAGAAGAUGAGACAAGAGACAGAUACAAUAAAUAACUCAGCUGAGAAGAUGAAGAAAGAGACGGCAUUGACAGUAAAUAGCUCAGCAGAGAAGGUGAAGAAAGAGAUUGCUGUGAAAGUGAAUGGCUCAGCUGAGAAGGUGAAGAAAGAGAUUGCUGUGAAAGUGAAUGGCUCAGCUGAGAAGGUGAAGAAAGAGAUUGCUGUGAAAGUGAAUGGCUCAGCUGAGAAGGUGAAGAAAGAGAGAGCUGUGGAAGUGAAUGGCUCAGCUGAGAAGAUGAAAAAAGAGACAACUGUGACAGUUUCAAAAUCAGUUGACAUUGAAACUAUGUCGUGGCCAUUGGUGAUGAAUGAGACAUCGGAUAUAUUUCAUGCGGAUCCUGCUAUUGUUGAUUCAAAGCCUUCAAUAGGUAAAACUGUUAAGGGUAAUAAAACUUUCAUGGGAAAUGUGGAGCUGAAAAGGAAGGAAAACUCGAUGAAUAAUGAGAAUCAGAAGUCCAGCAGGAAAGCUUUUAAUCCUGCAAACCGAGAUCAUACAGAAAAUGGGCCACAAAUCAGUCCUCCAGUGCCAAGCUACAUGGCAGCAACUGAAUCUGCCAAGGCUAAGCUGAGACUGCAAGAUUCUCCCCGAUCUGGUCAGGAUGGUGGUGACAAAAAUAAUCUCACCCGUCACCAGUCUUUGCCAUUUUCAGAUAACGGUAAAAGCAGCUCACAGUCACCAAGGGGACAAAGGCUGGUUCAUGCGGGGAAAGAAGGGAGCAAAAGCGACAGACCUUUGUCAUCCAGAGACAGAAAUGCAAAGGCGACUCAAGUAGAGUGGAGGAGAUGAUCUCGUUGAGAUUUGAGGAAUCAGCUCUAAUAGGUCCAAAAUUCAUAUGAUUUGUGGUGUAUAAAAUUAUCAGUACAUGCUAUGAAACUGAAACUGGGUCAAUAAGAGGUGUGCAUAGGUCAGGUGCCAAUGAAAAAAUCGGUAUUUCUCGGUGUUUGCGAGUGUAAAUCAAUAGUUUUGAACUUUCGACAUGGCCAAAAAACCAUCAUCAUUGUUAUAAAAGUUUCUUGUCGUUUGUUUGUUCUA